Bombus pascuorum is the source of this 1003-nucleotide messenger RNA. RefSeq lists its product as uncharacterized. The record is from RefSeq and is a predicted model, not a curated record. The transcript has 3 exons. Bases 275 to 949 code for a protein of 224 amino acids. Gene Ontology annotation, cellular component: mitochondrial inner membrane. Gene Ontology annotation, biological process: inner mitochondrial membrane organization; protein insertion into mitochondrial inner membrane from matrix. Gene Ontology annotation, molecular function: ribosome binding. NCBI's taxonomy places the organism in Eukaryota, Metazoa, Arthropoda, Insecta, Hymenoptera, Apidae.
AGUUGUAAACGUAACUUCAUUUGGUGUUAGCAUUUAUUUAGAUUCUUCUAGCGCCAUAUUUAAAAGAAAAAGCAUUAACUUACAUAAAUGAAUCAUAAGUUAUAAAUUGUACAUAAUAUGUAAUAUAAAGACAAAAAUUUACAAAGCGAUGUAAUAUUAUAACGAUACUCGCUAAAUAGAGGAUAAUAUCACAUAACUGAAUACGUUGCUAGUAUUACAUAGGUUGUACAGAAUAAUAGGUUAUACUUUAUAUAUAAGCAUAGUAGAGAACAAAAUGCUAUUCCGCUUGAAAAAAUGUGUACCUUUUACACAGAUGCGACAAUCCGUAAUGUUUCACACGAAUAAUACAACUCAAUUAAAAAUGAAAACGAUUUACCAUCGGGGAGAACCGAAAUACUCAAAUAUAAUAAAUCCAAGUCUUAACGUACAUAGAUUACUACACUCUGAAAAUCAAAACAGUUUGCCACCGUUAAUGUUUGGAUAUCCUAAGGAAUGGAAUAUUUUUGAAAUAGUGCAGUUUUAUUUUAUUUUUAAUAUGUCUAUUGACCCAAAGUUUAAAUCAAUGGAUUUUAUGAGAGGAGUUCUUCAGGCGAUGACAGCAAUAUCUACAGCUUUAAGUAUGCAAGACUAUGAAGCAUUAAAUGGUAUGGUAAAAGAAAAAGCUAUAAAAAUACUAAGGCACAGAGUUGAUCGCCUAACUCCAAGACAACGGGAACUACUAAUUUUUGAUAAGAAAUCUUGUUCGUUUUUUCCUCAUUUCAUAAAAUUAAAAAGGAAGAUAGGUAGCAAUGAUGCAGUCGUUCAAAUAGGAGUGCUGGGAGUUUGUGCGAAAAGUGUUCUGGAUAUGAAUUCAUAUGUGUAUUUUCAUUAUAUAUUUGAAAGGAUGUAUAAAAAUGGAGUGGGAAGUGAAUGGAUUGUAAGGCUAGUAAAUCAUACAACAGUGCAGUAGAUUUUUACCGUUAUAUAAUUAAAUAAUUGAAUAAAAUUUUUAUCUCAAUAUAAA